UGGGAGCUCUCCGAGACGGUGAGGGACUGAGGAGAGAGUGCACGCGUCUACAGUGAAGAGCAAUGCCGCACAUCCCCGCCCGGCCUCCGCAGCUUGGCAGAAAGAGAAAACGGCACAUCCCGCUGAUGGAAUCUCAGCGAUUCAUUUUCCUGCUGGUAUUAUUUCUCCAUGACCUGCAGGCACUGAACUCUGUUUCCUCUGAUUCCUGCUCACCCCAAAACAGAGCCAACUGUAAGGAAUCUGAUGCUUGUCGGUCACACACAUGUCCUUAUGGCUCAGACUGUGUGGCCAAUCGCAGCGGGUAUGCCUGUCACUGCAAGAAAGGGUUUAAACUGUGCCUGGAGAUACAGAACUGUACAACUGGGCGUCCCUACUGCAAAGACGUUGAUGAGUGCAAAUUAAAGAAAAUGAAAUGUAACAAGAGAGAAAGCUGCUUAAAUACGAUCGGAAACUACUGCUGUCUGACCGGAGGAGGUCACUCCAAUUGUACAGAUUGUGAACAAUCCUGCUUUAUGAACCGGACAAGAAGUGAUAAAAAUUCCACAGAAUCUGACCAAGUGUGUAUUAGUGCGUGUGAAAUACAGACUCUCUACCUGAGGGUGUCCACAGUCGGAAGUCGACCGGCCCAGCUCAGGAACGUAUUCCAGCUGCUGGACAAGACGGAAAGCAUGAUGAUGUCUUUGGUUGAAGCUCCAUCAAAUCAACAUGAAGAGCAUCAGUCAAUGGAAGCAUUUGAAAUUGGAAUAAAGCGACAAGCAAAUGCCUCUGACCCAUUGAUGAUAUCGGUACUGGGACACACCGUUGAUAUUGACCCAGCCAUUCUGAAGGAAGUGACCCCUGGAAGGGUGCCUACUGCUGGUCUGAUUGUCCACAAGGACCUGAAUGCAUUUCUGGACAACAACAAUGGGACUGGUCCUGGAUCGAAGCUGAGCUCCAUGGUGGUAACCAUGGUGAUUGGCAACAGGAAGAACAGUUCCCUCAUCCAGCCCCUGAUCUUCACCUUCCCCCACAAUGAGGAAAACAAGGAUGAUUUUAUAAUAACCUGUGUCUACUGGGAUCCCACUUCAUCAUCAGAAAACUUCUGGUCUCCUGAGGGCUGUGAGCUGGUGGAAUACAACAGCACACAUACCAUCUGCAAAGCCCAUCAUCUAUCUAGCUUUGCCGUGCUAAUGGCUCUAAAGGAUCUUCCUGAGGUUUUCGAGGUGGAACUGAUCACGUACAUCGGGUUAAGCAGCUCACUACUGUGUCUGUUUCUGGCAAUCAUUACAUUUUAUACCUGCCAACCCCUGAAGGACACACGGUGCACCAUCCACCGGCACCUCUGCCUCUCCUUGUUCAUGGCUGACUUCAUCUUCCUUGUGGGAAUUUCACAAACAAGCAACAAGACCGUGUGUGGACUUGUUGCUGUAGUGCUCCACUACCUCUUCUUGGCCGUAUUUGUCUGGAUGCUCUUGGAAGGUGUUCAGCUCUACCUGCUGGUGGAAGUAGUCUUUCAGACCAAGAUUCCCCUGGCGAGAUACAUCCACUGGGCCGGCUAUGGACUUCCAUUUAUGAUCGUGGCCAUUUCUGCAGCGGUCAACCGCAGAGGAUACGGCACCCCAACAGCGUGCUGGCUCUCACCAAAGCAUUACUUCACCUGUAGCUUCUUUGUGCCCGCCAUCUUUAUCUGCAUCGUUAACUUUUACAUCCUUUUCAAAACGUUGAUGAAGUUAUCACACGUGUUCGCUGACCAGAAGGAUCUGAACAAGAACAGAGUGUUUACGCUGACUGCAGUUGGUCAGCUGGUGAUCCUGGGCUGUACCUGGAUAUCUGGAGGGUUUUUCAUCCAGAAUGCAACUGUUCCAAUGAUGUACAUCUUCACCAUCUUAAACAGUUUCCAGGGGAUGUUCAUCUACAUCAUGCACUGCCUGAUGCGCAAGAAGGUGAGGGACUUCUAUCAGAGUAAAUUCAAAAAGUGCUUCAGUAGGCCGUUUGUAUGGUCUCCAGUCUCCACCACCUCCUCCAGUUCAAAUCAGGUGCGAAGAAGUGUCCAGGAGACAGAAUUAACUUCAGGAGCCAUACAAUGAGCAGUGAAGGAUACCUCAGCAGGUGUGAGGAAAACCAGCCGCCAACUGCUCUCUCAUCCUCACUGUGCUCUGAUUUCCUGCUUCUGGGUUUCCUGACUCGUGACUGCUCAAGUCGAACAGGGUUGUUUCAUGCUGUUGCUACAUAGCACCUCUAAGUUUCAGACAUGGGCAACUCCCAGGAAGAACUAAGAUCUGUCCCCUCAAAGUGAAUUCACCCCAAGUGACCCAGCUAGCAGUUAUCGCUCACACCAUGCCAAGUUAUUCACCUGCUGUUUGUGAGAGUUUGCUGUGUAUAGGUUCUUGCCACAUAUUCAGCACUGCAGUAUUGACCAGACUUCAGACGUAUGUCACCAGACACAUUUCCCAAUGCUCAGGCCCAUGAAGGAAAUUACAGUGUGCAUCAUUUUGCUCUGAACAUGGUUGGGUAGAACUGGAGGUUCGUUCUGAGCUCAGAGAGGAAACACGAUGCUCUCCAAGUGCAGGAGUUUGGUGUUGCUGCUGCCCUACAGUUUCACAUCUGCUGCAUCUGGGAGAAGUUCAUAUGUCUGGGAUUGUGCAACUAACCAGGAGAUCCAAUUCCUCAAGAUUCUACUAAUAUACUCCCUGCUUUAGAGGGUUUUGAAACGUUCCACUGAGUUCAGGAGUCUGGUUGGUGCUGUCACUUCUCAUAAAUACCCAGCUAGUUCAACAGCGUCCAGUGGAGAAGAAAUCCUGACAUCCAUCACCCAUCUGGUGGAUAUGUGGGCCAUGGUAUCUGGAGAAGGCAGCACACUACUGCUUCCUCAGGGUAACCACAGGCCAACUAUAGUGUACACCCCCAGAAUUAAUAAACUCAUUCAUCACACUCAUUGCUUAAGCUGUCGAUUUGUGACCACGCAGCCUUGAAUACAGGCCCUGGUCAAGAGGACAUCAGAAUAGGAAUGGAAGAGGACCAUUCAGCCCUUCCCUGCUAUCCUUUGAGAUCACUGCUGAUCUGAGCACCAUUUCCCUACCCUACUCCCUGUCCUUGAUUCCAAUAAUAUCCAGAAAUCUAUUGAUCUGAACUUGCACUCCACAGCUCGUAGGGUAGAGUCCCAAAGGUCCACCACCAUCUUCUCCAUCUCUCAGUCUUUACUAGCCUACCUGCUCUCCCAUGGAGGUACCCUCCCUGCCACCACCUUGUCCAACGCUUAAUGGAUUUGGUAAGUUUCAAUGAGAUCUCCCCCCGUUCUUCCAAACUAAGGAACAAAGUCCAGUCUUCUCGAUCAUACAGCAAGCCCAGCUUCCCUGGAACCAUUCCGCCUUACAUUCAAUGUACUGCCUCUACUCCAGCUACAUCCUUUACUAAGGCAGGGCAUCAGGUCUGUAGCCAGUGGCCAUGGUACAGUCUUCAUCGAGCCCUGAAGCACAGGGAACCUUCAAUCUCUGAAACCUCCUUGACCAUGGAUAUCUUCAUUUUGUAGCUUAAUCUCUUCUAUUCCACUCUAACAAAGAUGCCUGUCCAGAGGCCAUUUAACUGCAGAGGACACCAGAGAUGGAGGCCAAUCCUCCCUUCAUCUGGUGCUGGUCCAUAAAUGACAUAACAGGAGAUCCAAUCAUAUUUUCCAGUGGGUUGGCCUGAAAUAACUCAGCACUGGUCAAACUUGUACGAUUGAAAUCCUUUCCUUCAGAGUAAAUCCAUAUUUAAUAACAAGUGCUCAGAUGAGAUGUAAUUAUGAAUUCAAUUCUAAUUAUUUGUAAGCAGAUUAAAGAUGUAUACUUAAUGAGUGAUGCAAAGAGAACAGACACAAUAAAAGAAGUAGGGUCUACCACUUAGCAUGGAGAAACAGAUAUGAGUCAGACUUCAAAACAGAAUAAGUCAGUAAUACAGAGAAAUAAAAAUUAUAUUUUGUCAGUAAAGGAUAAUGGAACUAGGACUAAAAAAACUGAAAUGAUCUGGUACAAGUAGAAUAAGAGUAAAUGUUACUAUUGAGGUAUAUUUAUGUGGUUGAAGAUUCUGUUAUAAUUUGAAAUAUUGAUAAUUUUAAAAAUGCUU
Molecule: messenger RNA, 4080 nt
Organism: Mobula hypostoma (lesser devil ray)
Lineage: Eukaryota; Metazoa; Chordata; Chondrichthyes; Myliobatiformes; Myliobatidae
Product: adhesion G protein-coupled receptor E2-like
Exons: 16
Coding region: 63-2066 (667 amino acids)
Biological process (GO): cell surface receptor signaling pathway; adenylate cyclase-activating G protein-coupled receptor signaling pathway
Cellular component (GO): plasma membrane
Molecular function (GO): calcium ion binding; G protein-coupled receptor activity
Source: RefSeq, a predicted model, not a curated record